GGUGGGAAUGGGGGGGGAGGGGAGCAGAAAACAGAGGUUGAAAUGACCUGUGCAAAAGCCAGCUAUCCCAGGGCGCAUUUGACCACACCACGGGAGAGCUCAUCCUAUCCCUUCCGUGCGUACAAAGGCGCCAAUCCCUCCCGUAAAGGAAAGAUACCUGGUAACUACCACUUUCCCGCCUACAGUUUAGUGCACUGUAGGAUUCCUACAAUCGCCACCGCCGUAGGUCUGGCAACCGUAAGAAGACUCCUUGGAUCACAGAAAGAUUACACGCUCCCACUCUUGUGAAACAGGGGACCCUGGCUCACAACACAUCCAAUACUAGAAAAAGAGUGCUGAACAGGGGCCUGUGAAGCUAAAACUCCGGGAAGGGGCAUCCUUUUUACUCUGUGGGGUAAACGGUCCCUCUAAAUUAGGAUUCCAUCUGUGCCGAAGGUGGGUUCUCGUACGGCACGGGACACUGGGCUCGAAGAGAGGAGGUCCGCACCAAGAGACACACACCCCCUACCCUUCUGCUAUGUGCUACAGAGUUGCAGUUCCCCUCCAUUUUACACUAAAAUUCAAAAGCGGGGACGGCGGAAUCUUCUGGAAAGGGGCUAAAAUGAAACUCGGGAGGCGGGGGUCGGUGUGGAAAAAGCAGAUGGAUUAUUUUUUCCUCUCGUAGCGAAUGAGGAGCGCCUCCGGCUUACCCCCCCUAUUAGACCCCUGAAAACGCACAUGCGCACUUGGGUGGCGGGCGGGUACUUAAGGCGCGGCCACCGCGGCUGCGGCAGUGCGCCCAACAGCGGACUCCGACAGACCAGCGGCCCUCGGCGAACCCGCAGCCUUCGGCACACUCACUCUCGACGCCCCACUCUCGGAACCAUGGCGGCAGUGGCAGUAGCAUCGGCUGAACUGCUCAUCAUCGGCUGGUACAUUUUUCGCGUGCUGCUGCAGGUGUUCCUGGAAUGCUGCAUUUACUGGGUAGGAUUCCCUUUUCGAAAUCAUCCAGGGACCCAGCCCAUUGCAAGAAGUGAGGUGUUCAGGUACUCCCUGCAGAAGCUGGCGUACACCGUGUCGAGGACCGGGCGGCAGGUGCUGGGAGAGCGCCGGCGGGCCCCCAACUGAGGCCCCAGCCCCCAGCCCUGGGCGGCCUUGUCACCAGGUGCUCCUGUGCAUCUCACCCAGCAUGGGAGCCAGUGCUGCCCGGGGAUGGGGGGUCCCCUGUGCUCUCGCGCCAGAGGAGCACUUGCCAAGGUCAGUGAGGGGCUGGCAGGCCUCCGGAGAAGCAGUACCGCUAUGACGACAAUACCAGAUCCCUUCCGAGCCCCCUUUGCACCCGUCCCACUGCGGGGCGGGGGAGAGGGAGGAGGGGGGAUGGAGGGAGCAGACCUCCGAGAUUUGGGCACAGGCAUUCUGAUCUGGACCAAGCUGGAACAGCGAUAUCCAGCCCCACAGCCAUGGCCAUGCCAGCAGGCCCACCACAGAGAUCCAGACAACCACGCCGGCCAGCAGAAUGGACCUUCCAACACCACCAGCUGAAGCCCUGAAUCUCUGAGCAGCAGACAAGGAGCCAACUACAUGCCUGUGUGGCGGGACUGUAGGGCGUGGGUGAGGGAGGAUGAUGGUUAAGAAACAGAGUGGGGCCCUCUCACUGUCCCUUGCCUAUGGCAUGUGCAUUCCAGCCCUGCUGCCUUUGCUCCCUCAAUUCUCCCUCACUGCCUCCCAAGCCCACCCCACCCUAAAAAAAUGUGUCACUCAAUUCGGACCUAUUCAACCAGUAAAAGAAUCCCAACUUGACUAAAACACCUUCUCCGAUCCCCCAGCCUGUCACUGAUCUUUUUCCCUGGUCUCACGCAAUUGUGGUCAAUAUUGUGGUAAUUGCUAAUUGUAAUGAUUGUGUAAGUGUGCAUUAGUUGUGUUUCCCCAGCUAGAUUGUAAGCUCCUGGAGGACAGGGACCACCUCUACAAAAAAUAAAAAAAGUACCUCCCCCGUCUCGCACAGUGUCCUCGGACCCUGCGGGGCGGUGCAGGUGCACCAAAAAGUUCUCUCUUGUGGUUUCUUUUGUGGCCGCCAUAUAUAUAUCUUAAGACUGGGUUUAGGUGCCCAUUGUGGAGUGAGCAGGCUCCUUCAGAGAGGGAGGGCAGGAGGGGGAGGCAACAAAACAGUAACAAAUUGGGACCCUCACACAGCCAGUUCCAUCUCAACACUGUCCUGAGAUGAAGGAUCAUACCCCCUUCCCCUAAGAGAAGUCCUCACUAGUGGUCUCGGAAUAAGAGAUCACUACCCCCUCCCAGAGGAGUGGGUGCCUUCACCUGUCCUGGGAAAGGGGCCUUGGCAGGUAAUCACCGGGAAAGAUGGGCGGAGGCAAAUGGUGGGAGUGGCCUUCAAAAUGGGGUACUAGUGACCAAUGGGAGGGUGAUCGGAACUUGGUUUUGGCAGGUGAUCACUGGGAUAGAUGGGCGGAGGCAAAUGGUGGGAGUGGCCUUCAAAAUGGGGUACUAGUGACCAAUGGGAGGGUGAUCAGAACUUGGUUUUGGCAGGUGAUCACUGGGAAAGAUGGGCGGAGGCAAAUGGUGGGAGUGGCCUUCAAAAUGGGGUACUAGUGACCAAUGGGAGGGUGAUCAGAACUUGGUUUUGGCAGGUGAUCACUGGGAAAGAUGGGCGGAGGCAAAUGGUGGGAGUGGCCUUCAAAAUG
Messenger RNA from Phyllostomus hastatus (greater spear-nosed bat), 2678 nucleotides. It is a transcript of the gene NNAT, whose product is annotated as neuronatin. The transcript has 3 exons. The record is from RefSeq and is a predicted model, not a curated record. NCBI's taxonomy places the organism in Eukaryota, Metazoa, Chordata, Mammalia, Chiroptera, Phyllostomidae. Bases 718 to 1107 code for a protein of 129 amino acids. Gene Ontology annotation, cellular component: cytoplasm. Gene Ontology annotation, biological process: brain development; positive regulation of insulin secretion.